This is a messenger RNA of Helobdella robusta, 678 nucleotides long. RefSeq lists its product as hypothetical. Bases 1 to 678 code for a protein of 225 amino acids. The transcript has 2 exons. Lineage: Eukaryota; Metazoa; Annelida; Clitellata; Rhynchobdellida; Glossiphoniidae. The record is from RefSeq and is a predicted model, not a curated record.
AUGUGGAACGAAUUUCUUAGUAUAUGUCGGUUAAUUUUUGAAACUAAGGUCGAAGACAAAUUUCCCUGUUUUCUCGCUGACGACUUGUGGAAAGUUACUAAUUGUAACAUUAGAUUUGAGAAAUUGUCAGUUAAACAGGUGAAGUUGCAAAAAAGUGUUAUUCAAAAUAGUCCGGCCGUUCUGGAAUUUCUUGAAGAGCAUGGCAUUAUACUGAGUGAUGUCCAAAAAAAGGUGAACAGUAUCGUGUGCAGUGAUGUAUGCGCUGAUUCAGAUGCUGAGACAUCAGUCGCUAAAAAUUUGUCUUACAUUGCUGAAGAAGGCCUACGCAAUAUAAAAUAUCAGCUAAUAAAGUUGUAUAUCGGAAAAAUUUUUAUCACAUUGGUAAUAUUUCAAAGACUUGUGCAUCAAAUGUUGUUGACCACUUUGAAUCAGUUAAUAUUAAAGUUUUGCUACCCUGUAUUCGAGAGGAGAGAUGACAAAAUAAAACUUGAUGAAACCCACUCUUCUACGUCAUUCCGGUUGGGUGUAGAUGAGAAGUAUGCGGAAAUAGUUGAAAGAUCAAGUUCUUGGCUUGAUUAUAUUCAGGUUAGGAAUUGGGUUUUCAAUAACAACAGAAAAAAUGGCAGCACCAGAAAUGCCGAUGUCGAUGUCAGGACAUGUUCUGAUGUGAAACGAUGA